AUGGAAUCAGACCGAAGUUGGAUGUAUAGGCGGCUCCAUGGCGGGUUGUUGUACCCAGGUUUUGACGAGCGCGUACAACAGUUUGUGAAUUUCGCCUUACGUCAUCCUGCGUGUAUGAGUGGGGCUGAGAUUAAAUGUCUUGUCCUAGGACAGGAUGUAAAAAUACGAGUUAUCGGGAUGUCGAAACAGUCAAGCUUCUCAUUUUGCAGAAAGGGUUUGUCAAAGAUUAUCAAGUCUGGGUUUUUCAUGGAUAUGAUGCGUGCGGCCAAAGAACCUGUAUGCCCCGGUAAUAGCAAACACUCUCCCUUGUCUGCAGCUGCUAAAAUGUUAGACAUCAAAUGUCGACAUAGUGGGUCAGUAGCUUUAGUAGAUGAUGUGACCGAAUUUAUACAAGAGCUGCUCCCAGAGGACAACAAGAUGCCAAAGAACUUUGCUGAAAUAAAGAAGAUAAUUAGAGGUCUUGGGUUGCCGGUUGAAGUUAUCGAUUGCUGUUUCCGCAAAUGCAAGAUUUACUGGGGGUCAGACGCGGAGUUAACACGAUGCAAAAUUUGCGAUCACGAACGGUGGAAACCGCCCCCUAAAGGAAAUUCUGUGAAAAGACGAGUUAACGUCCCUUAUAGGAAAAUGUUUUAUUUUCCUAUAACUCUGAGACUGCAGAGGUUGUACGCUUCUAUAGCCAUCGCCAAGCAUAUGACGUGGCACGCAGAACACGAGAUGGUUGAUGGAAAGAUUUGUCACCCGGCCUUCGGGCAGAAUUAUUCAUCAUGGCCAGUAAUUUUGACACCCUACAAUCUCCCCCCAGGGAUGUGUUUGAAAGAUGAGUUCAUGUUUUUAAUUGUUAUUGUCCCUGGGCCUCGAAAUCCUAAACACCAAAUGGAUAUAUUCCUGCAGCCAUUAAUAGCUGAGCUGAACCAACUGUUGGAAUUUGGAGUCCAGACAUUCGACGUUCAUAGGCGACAGAAUUUUCAAAUGAAAGCGGCACUGAUGUGGGCAAUUAAUGAUUUUCCCGCUUAUUCCAUGUUGUCUGGCUGGAGCACAUCUGGGAGACUGGCUUGCCCACACUGCAUGGAAAAUAAGGAUGCUUUCACGCUUAAAGGGAGUAGAAAACAGUCGUGGUUUGAUUGCCACAAAAGGUUCUUGCCUCGUGGUCACGCGUACCGUCAUAACACAACUCAUUUCCGUAAAGGGAAAACCGUAAAUCAAGAAUUCGGACAGCCGAAAACCGGAGAAGAAUUGCUGGCAGAGGUGGACAAUCUGGGUUUUAUGAAGGCAUAUGAAAUUGGGGCUGAGAAAAAUAAUGUUGCAAAGUCGACAGAUUAUGACCAUGCAAAAUCUAGAGAUGAGUUGAAUGACAUAUGUGAUCAGCCCGAGUUAGCAAAAGAUCCGGUUACUGGGAGAUUUCCUAAGGCGAUGUAUGCUUUGGAUAGGGACGGAAAAAAGGCUUUACUCGAGUGGAUUAAGUUAAUAAAGUUUCCAGAUGGUUAUGCGUCUAACUUUUCCAGAUGUGUCGAUACAACCAGUCUGAAAAUGCAUGGAAUGAAAAGUCAUGACUGCCACAUUUUUAUGCAAAGAAUUUCUCCAAUCGCUCUCCGUGAGCUAUUACCGAAGGAAGUGUGGGAGCCUUUAACAGAGCUGAGUAUCUUUUUCCGUGCGUUAACCUCCACGUCUCUAACAGAGAAAGAUAUAGAACGUAUGAGGCUGGAAAUCCCAAAGAUACUGUGCAAGCUAGAACGUAUUUUUCCGCCAAGCUUUUUUGACUCCAUGGAACAUCUACCCGUACAUCUACCGAUCAAAGCUAUGAUGGCAGGGCCGGUUCAGUAUCGCUGGAUAUAUUUAAGAAAACUGAAAAAAAAAGUCUCCAAUAAAGGGAGGGUAGAAGGAAGCAUCAGCAGCGGAUACUUGAAUGAAGAAACAGCAAAAUUUGUAGCUUAUUACUUUUCAGAAGGUGACCCAAUGAUACCUGAGCGGCUGCAAAGAAAUGAAGUUUGUGACAUUAAAAUCGACAACGAUGUUGACAGACUAUUUAUUUUCAAGCCUCACGGGCAAUCAAUGGGUGCUUGCCGAAAGAGAUAUCUCAAAGAUGCUGAGAUUGUUGCUGCUCGGACAUAUGUUCUGUUGAAUUGUUCAGAAAUUGAAAAUUACAGAGAGUAA
Molecule: messenger RNA, 2151 nt
Organism: Mercurialis annua (annual mercury)
Lineage: Eukaryota; Viridiplantae; Streptophyta; Magnoliopsida; Malpighiales; Euphorbiaceae
Exons: 5
Coding region: 1-2151 (716 amino acids)
Source: RefSeq, a predicted model, not a curated record